CUACUAUAAAUUGCAUAAAAUAACUGCAGGCUUAUUAACAGCCGAUAAAUAGUAAAAGCAACGCUGUUAUCUGUUUAGCCAGUACAAUCAGCUACAACCGCGGUUACAAUAAACAGUGAAAAUUACUUGACAAAUAAUUGUUAUCAAUCGUAGUGUGAACUCAGGGCUGAACGCUUGCGUCCUAAUCUUUAGUAAAAAAAAAACUUAAAAAGAUAACUUAAAAAAGAAUAGUGAUGAGGUUCGUCGAAAAGAUCGCGAAACAGGCAAGGGAGCCUGAUUCUGCAGCCAGUUCAGUCAGAUCCGUUGACAGUUACGAAAUAUUCGGGAGUGCGUGUUCCGACUUCACGGACUGUGAAUAUUGUGAAGACCGAAGAAAACGUUAUAAGAAAUAUAAUAAAUAUCACUCGCCAAGCAUCACAAGCCACAGUUACUAUAGCGCCAUGAGUAGGGCGGAGGCCGAGCCGCUUCUGCAGGGCGCUGUCACGCCUACCUACAGGGCUGUCAGUGUCGAGAGCAUCGACUCUUUAGGGCCUGCAGAAUUGUCGUCAGACGCUGUCCUAGAAACAUUCAACAAGACAUUUGAGAAGACUUUCAAGCCAGACACAAAGAAACAGAGUUCAUUAGUUACUAUUUUUUCAGUAUGGAACACGAUAAUGGGUUCGUCGUUGCUGACGAUGGCGUGGGGGGUGGAGAGAGCUGGUCUCCCGGCUGCUUUGGUGCUGGUCGCUUUUAUGGCAGCGCUGUGUUUGUAUACUGCCUAUGUUCUGCUCAGGGUUAAUAAGCAUCAUGGUAGUGACAGCUGUGAGGUGCCAGCACUAUGUCGGACCCUGCUGGGCCAGUGGGCGGAGGUGGUGGCGCAUAUCUUCAGUCUUCUCGUGCUGCUCGGCGCUAACAUAGUGUACUGGAUACUUAUAACAAACUUCUUGUACUUCACUGUCAAUUAUUUUGUUGAUCUCAACAGCUCCAACGAAACAAUAUACAACACAUCGCUCCUCUGCCCUCGUCACGUGAACGAGUCUCUCCUAAUAGCGGAGCCCGAGGCCGACUCGGCGUACUGGGGGCUCCACACGACGGUGCCCAUCUAUGUGGCGCUUAUAGUCUUCCCACUGCUCAACUUUAAGAACGUUUCGUUUUUCACCAAGUUUAAUUCGCUGGGUACAUUAUCAGUAGCCUACCUCCUAAUCUUCGUGCUGGUAAAGGGUUACGCGUGGGGCAUCCACAUUGGCGAGCUAUUUACACAGACACACGCCAUCAGGAACGCAGCCGUGCUCAGCGGCAUGUUAGCACUGUCAUUCUAUAUACACAACAUUAUUAUUACGAUAAUGAGCAAUAAUGCGAGGCAGGAUAAGAAUGGCAGGGACUUGACGAUAGCAUUUCUGCUUGUGACCGUUACAUACACGUUGGUGGGAGCUGUCUUUUACAUCUGCUUCCCACUCGCCAAGUCGUGUAUUGAAGAUAAUUUGUUAAACAACUUCGAAAUGCAUGAUGUCAUGACUGCAGUUGCUAGAAUGUUGCUACUAUUUCAAGUAGUGACAGUGUACCCGCUAGUCGCGUUCAUGUUACGGUCAGAAGCUAUCCUGCUUCUACCCUUCAAGGAGACGCGAGGAUUGACCAUCAUCAUCAACAUUUCUAUAAUGGCUAUGUGUAUAUUAGUAGCUUGUUUUUGUCCAAGCAUUGGAACUAUUAUUAGAUACACAGGCGCAGUAAGUGGUCUUGUCCACAUAUUCGCUUUACCCUCGCUCCUUCAAAUCCGUUCGCUCCAACUUCGCGGCAAACUGACCUGGUGGAAGACUGUCUUCUACUGCAGCAUUAUGGUCUUCGGAGCCGUCAACUUACUCAUGCAGUUCUUUAUUGACGAGUAGAAGUGACCUUGGAAUGGAAGUGACCUUGGAAGUAGUUGAAUUGACCUUGGAAUUAACGUCAAGA
This is a messenger RNA of Helicoverpa armigera (cotton bollworm), 1926 nucleotides long. Its product is annotated as sodium-coupled neutral amino acid transporter 9 homolog. Gene Ontology annotation, biological process: amino acid transmembrane transport. NCBI's taxonomy places the organism in Eukaryota, Metazoa, Arthropoda, Insecta, Lepidoptera, Noctuidae. Gene Ontology annotation, molecular function: L-amino acid transmembrane transporter activity. The record is from RefSeq and is a predicted model, not a curated record. The coding region runs from base 234 to 1862 and encodes 542 amino acids. The transcript is spliced from 12 exons.